Microcebus murinus (gray mouse lemur) is the source of this 1576-nucleotide messenger RNA. NCBI's taxonomy places the organism in Eukaryota, Metazoa, Chordata, Mammalia, Primates, Cheirogaleidae. The record is from RefSeq and is a predicted model, not a curated record.
GGCGCCAGGACGGCUGGGGAUUAGGUCGCUGGCCGGGCCACCUGCGGCCCAGGGAUGGAUCCCGGUGGCAAGAGUGGGACGGGGAGCCCUGGGAACCCCUGGCCCAACUAGGGCAGAGGGCACCGAGCCAGGGCCAGACUCGGGCAUUGUGGAGUCCGCGAGCCGGGCUGCCGAGAGGCCGCGGGCGAGGGCGCAUGGGGGUCCCCGGGCCCGCUUCCCCUGUGCGCCCACCCCUCUGCCUUCCCAGGAACGGGGAUUCUCAGUCCAGGAUGCCAUCUCCCCAGUCCUGGGCAUGUUUUCUCUGCGCUUUUCUGGCAGGACCGAGUAUUGUAGCUUGCAGGGGCCAGACGCCCUCCCGGCCUGCUCCCCCACCUGGGCCCUCGGGAGCUCUUGACCCGCCCCCUUGCGCUGGGCCCCGGGAGGGGCGGGGCCGGCUUUCCUUUGGGAAUCUUCGAACCUAACCUACCCCGCCGCGCACGCCCCUGGCACCCUAGGUGACACGCAGAGCUGAAACCAUGGUUCAUCAGGUGCUCUACCGGGCGCUGGUCUCCACCAGGUGGCUGGCGGAGUCGGUCCGGACUGGCAAGCUGGGGCCCGGCCUGCGGGUGCUGGACGCAUCCUGGUACUCACCGGGCACCCGUGACGCCCGCAAGGAGUACCUAGAGCGCCAUGUGCCCGGCGCCUCUUUCUUUGACAUAGAGGAGUGCCGGGACACGGCGUCGCCCUACGAGAUGAUGCUGCCCAGCGAGGCGAGCUUCGCCGACUACGUGGGCCGCCUGGGCAUAAGCAACCACACGCACGUGGUGGUGUAUGACGGUGACAACUUGGGCAGCUUCUAUGCUCCUCGGGUCUGGUGGAUGUUCCGUGUGUUUGGCCACCGUACAGUGUCAGUGCUCAAUGGUGGCUUCCGGAACUGGCUGAAGGAGGGCCACCCGGUGACAUCUGAGCCCUCACACCCAGAGCCGGCCAUCUUCAAAGCCACACUGGACCGCUCCCUGCUCAAGACCUAUGAGCAGGUGCUGGAGAACCUCGAAUCUAAGAGGUUCCGGCUGGUGGAUUCACGGUCCCAAGGGCGGUACCUGGGCACCGAGCCGGAGCCGGAUGCAGUAGGGCUGGGCUCGGGCCACAUCCGCGGCUCCGUCAACAUGCCGUUCAUGGACUUCCUGACUGAGGACGGCUUCGAGAAGAGCCCUGAGGAGCUCCGUGCUCUGUUCCAAGACAAGAAGGUGGAUCUCUCGCAGCCCCUCAUCGCCACGUGCCGCAAGGGGGUCACUGCCUGCCACAUUGCCCUGGCGGCCUACCUCUGCGGCAAGCCCGACGUGGCCGUGUACGACGGCUCCUGGUCCGAGUGGUUCCGCCGCGCCCCCCCGGAGACCCGCGUGUCCCAGGGGAAGGCCGGGAAGGCCUGAGCGCGACCCUCUCCCCUGCUCACCGCAACUGGCCAGUUUAGUGGCCCCGGCGCGACCUGCCGCUGGGCCGUACCUGUUAGAUGAAGGAGAUUGACAUGUUUGUAGAAUUGCUGUGCGAAGUCCACCCUCUCCCCGUGCACACUGGAAUAAACCUUGCCUUAUCUGAG